AUGGCCAGAGGACGGAAACGCGAUCUCACAAUCCAAGCCUCUCGCUCGCUCGUCCUCCAGCGCGCCUACAGGGACCGAAAGGCAAAGUACGUCGCCGAGCUGGAAGAGCGGUGCUCGAAGGCGGAGGCGGAGAACGAGCAAUUGAAGCAGGAGCUCGUGCUGCUACGCGCGAGCAGCGGCGACGGCGGUGGUGAUGCUGGUGGACGGCACGCGGUCGUCGAUCCUCACCUUAUGCUAGACACCUGCUCGGAGAUGAUAUCAGGCCUGGACAAGACGAAGGAACUCGUCUCUCGCCUACAGCAAGCCGCGCAGCGGUCGAACGCGGCACCACAACGGCGCCCACCCCUAGCACCGCCAGCUACGCACUCGGACGCGGGCGAAACGUCGAGGACGACACCGGCGAGCGAGGCGGCGGAGCUCGCCAUCGCGACGCUCCUCGCGCGGUUCUCCGAGCAGGGGGCACCGAUCGCCGUCUCUGAUAUGCAGGCGGAGACAGCUUCGACGACGACGACGACGAGCGCGAUCGACGAAGAGGAGUGUUGCGGGGGGAUACUCGACUGCAGGGGUCUGGUUGAAGAAGAAGAGGACGAGACGAUGGCGGCACCGAACGAACCAGGACCUCCCUGA
This is a messenger RNA of Punctularia strigosozonata HHB-11173 SS5, 627 nucleotides long. RefSeq lists its product as uncharacterized. The record is from RefSeq and is a predicted model, not a curated record. Bases 1 to 627 code for a protein of 208 amino acids. Gene Ontology annotation, molecular function: DNA-binding transcription factor activity. The transcript has 3 exons. Gene Ontology annotation, biological process: regulation of DNA-templated transcription. NCBI's taxonomy places the organism in Eukaryota, Fungi, Basidiomycota, Agaricomycetes, Corticiales, Punctulariaceae.